CUCGUUGCUUGUCGUCGUCGCGUCGCCUGCCUCUCCUCCUCCCUCUUCUCCCCUGAACCCUCGCCGCCGCCGCCGCCGCCGCCGCUCCUCCCGGUCCGGGCCCCCCUGCUGCUGCCGCCGCCGCGAGGGAGAAUAGGGAGGAUGGCCGACGCCCUCGACAUGUCCCUCGACGACCUCAUCUCCAAGAACAAGAACAAGCAACCACGCCCCAGCGGCCGAGGCCCUACCUCCGGAGGCGGAGGCCCCGCACCCACGGCGCCGCGCCGCCGCUUCAACGCCCGCGCUGCUGCAGCCCCGUACCACCGCGGCACCACUUCCCCUUUCCAGGCGCAGGCGCGGCGGCCCAUGGCUUAUGCUGGAUACGGAGCCGGUCGCCUCCAGGCCGCGCCGAUGGCGGGCGUCCUCGAAGAGCCCACCAGGCUCUACAUCUCCAACCUCGACUAUGCCGUCUCCAACGACGACAUCAAGGAACUAUUUUCUGAUGUUGGUGAUAUCAAGCGUUACUCCAUCAACUAUGACAGGAGUGGGAGAUCAAAGGGAACUGCAGAGGUUGUCUUCUCAAGAAGGUCUGAUGCUCUAGCUGCUGUUAAGAGGUACAACAAUGUGCAGCUUGAUGGCAAACCUAUGAAAAUUGAGAUCAUUGGGACAAAUAUUGAGGCGCCACCAACCCCUACCUUCGCCUUCAACCCACCAGCUGGAAACUUCAAGGUGCCUUUCACAAGCGGUCCCAGAAGAGGUGGUGGUGGAGGAUGGCCUCAGGGUAGAGGUGGAUUCGGUGGGCGCGGACGAGGGCCUGCGAGCCGUGGGCGAGGGAGGGGAGGAGGGCGUGGCAGUGAGAAAGUUUCUGCUGAAGAUCUGGAUGCGGACUUGGACAAGUACCACGCAGCAGCAAUGGAGACCAGCUAAAUGAUUCUGGCACCGUGGCACUGAUUCAACACAGGCAAUAGGUCUCCCUAUGUCUCCUUCUGUAGGAAUGUUGAUGCAGACAUGUAUUGGAUCAUGAGCGGUGAGUGUGUAAGGUUAAGCUGGAAGAAGCUUCUUUUUUUGUUCCACUGAGCAUGUUGGGUGAUGAGAUGAUGGUGGGGUGGGUGGGGGGUUAUUUGUGAGAUGAGGUGCUGCCGAUGACCAAAUGUGGGCUCUUGUUCCAUUGUAUUUUUUGUCAGCUUCUUAAUUAUAGUUUAGAAGCUUGUAGGAGGGGAUAGAAUAGAGACAAGUUUAAAAAAAAUUUAUUACAUGCUGUUGGAGGUCGUCACGUUUGUGCUAGUCUGGGCACAAUUCAAUUUGGGUGUGGCACUA
Setaria italica (foxtail millet) is the source of this 1296-nucleotide messenger RNA. RefSeq names its product THO complex subunit 4A. Lineage: Eukaryota; Viridiplantae; Streptophyta; Magnoliopsida; Poales; Poaceae. Bases 142 to 906 code for a protein of 254 amino acids. The transcript is spliced from 5 exons. Gene Ontology annotation, biological process: mRNA export from nucleus. The record is from RefSeq and is a predicted model, not a curated record. Gene Ontology annotation, cellular component: nucleus. Gene Ontology annotation, molecular function: mRNA binding.